CUGGGACUUGGGGAGUAUGUGGACUCAGGCUGCGCCGUGUUGCGCUAAACAUUUCUUGUAGAAAUCUUGAGAAAGGGACCAGCCAGGGGUGUAAAGACGAUCUACAACCUGCCAAUUGUGACGGGUUGGAUCCCCCUAGCUGUGAGCCAUGCCUCUGGUGACUCGGAACAUCGAGCCGCGGCACGUGUGUCGCCAAACCAUUCCCUCCAACAUCCGCAGUGAGCUAGAGUGUGUCACCAACAUAAGUCUCGCCAACAUCAUCCGCCAACUCGGCAGCCUGAGUAAGUAUGCAGAGGAUGUGUUUGGAGAGCUGUUUGUGCAGGCUGGUGCCUUUGCCAUCAGAGUAAAUACAUUAGGGGAAAGAGUGGACCGUCUGCAGGUCAAGGUCACACAGUUGGACCCCAAAGAAGAAGAAGUGUCUCUGCAGGCCAUCACUACGCGUAAGGCUUUCCGCAGCAGUCUGACCCAGGACCAGCAGCUCUUCACUCGUCCCUCUCUGCCUGCUCCUGUACAGGACACCUACACUGUUUGUGACCCACCCCCUCCCCUCAAUGACCUCAGCAAGUACCGAGAGGAUGGCAAAGAAGCUCUGAAGUUUUACACAGAUCCUUCUUACUUCUUUGACCUGUGGAAGGAAAAGAUGCUACAGGACACGAAGGAUAUCAUGAAGGAAAAGCGCAAACAUAGAAGAGAGAAGAAAGACCAUGUAAAUGCAAGAACGCUCAAUCCACGAAAAGUCAAAACCAGGAAAGAUGAAUGGGAGCGUCGCAAGAUGGGUGAGGAGUUCGUGGUGCCAAAGAAUGACUUCAUGAAUUCUUCAGAAGGUCUUAAUGGCAGUAUUGCCUCUGGAGACGGAUACAAUGAUCUUGAAAUGAGUACAAACUCCUACUCUUAUGAUCCCACCUCCCCUCUCCCUCUACCAAGUGAUGAUUUGCCUCCUCCACCUCCAGACAUGGCAUAUGAUGGGCAGUUUGGAGCUCCAACUCAGAAGGGUUUAAGUGUGCAGAGUCCAAACCACCCCCCUCCUGCUCCCCCCAUGGCCUCUCCUCCAGCUGCUCGUCCAAACCUGGCUCCACCUCCUGCUCCUCCCCCUCCUCCUCCCUCUGGCAUGGCCAUGCCUCCACCUCCCCCUGGAUUUGACCCUCCACCCUCUCCGCCUCCUAUGACCUCCUCCCCUACUCCCUAUAAUGCCCCACCCGCCCCACCUCCUCCUCCAAUGGCUGGGUCCAUCCCCCCACCUCCACCCCCUGCACCCAUGGGUGGUGGUCCACCGCCCCCUCCUCCACCCCCACCUCCUCCUGGACCACCUCCUCCAUCUUUCAAUGGGCCUCCACCUCCUCCCUCUGGAGGUGGCCAGGCACCAGCUCCCAAACCGGCCCCAGCACCAGAACCGGUCAGUGACGCUCGCAGUGACCUGUUACAGGCCAUCCGUCAAGGUUUUAACCUACGAAAAGUUGAGGCCCAGCGUGAACAAGAGAAGAGGGUUGACACUGGGAAUGAUGUAGCGGCCAUCUUGUCUCGGCGUAUCGCUGUGGAGUGCAGUGACAGUGAAGAUGAUUCUUCAGAGUUUGAUGAUGAUGACUGGUCCGAUUGAUCAGCACUCUGUCUCUCACAGCAAUAAUGUGAUUAAAAAUAGAAUUUUAUACACACAAAAAUCUAGCACUAGUUUGACCAAGAAUACAUCGAAGUUGCCAAAAGUAUCUACCAUCAGACACAUUUCAAGACCCAUGUAUUUAUUCCAAUAUAUUAAGCUGACCAAGUCACAAAGGUUUGUGGACCAUAUUUUGUUGCCUUUUUUGGAAAACAUGUGACAAGUUUUAGGGUCUCUUGAUUUGUCUUAAUCUUAAUCGGUAUGAGGUGUGCUGCUCUUGAGGAACAUGUGGCUUUAUCAGAUUUUAGGGAGGAAUAGCAAUAACAAAAGAACUACAUAAACCUGUUGCAUGCAGUUUUUGUGGUCCUUGAUUCCUUUAAUAUAAGUAUGAGUUUAUAAUAAGUAAAGAUGUCUAUUGUUUUUAUUCAAUCGUAAUGAAAACCCUUCAUGCUUUUUCACUCUUGCGAUUGUAGACACUUUUUUAUAUAUGAAUAGAUCAGUUAGUUAUUAGUACAACAGGGAAAUAAUGGCUUGGGUAGAUAAGUACUGGUCUGGAGUAGUAUGAAAACAAUGGUUCGAAGUUGUACAUUAUGAGUGUUUGUUAAGAAAGAAAACACUGGCUAAUCGUGCACAAGUUAGAACUGUCUAGCCAUGUUGUACAUUCCUCAGUAUUUUUUCUUGUAUUACUCUGUACAAUAGGUCUCGUUUCAAAUGCUCUGAAUGCUGCUUUCCCAUCUUUUAAAGUGCCUUUUAUGUGUAAUGCAUUGUACAUUCUUAACACCUUCACUUGCUUUGUAUGUUUUCAAGUGCCUUUAUUUAAAUGUGUUAUUUGUAAACACAAUCAUACAUGUGCACCCACAAAGGUAUCUUCUUCUGCACUAUAUUCCUAUUUGUCCAAAUAAAGAUAUUGAAAUUCA
Messenger RNA from Periophthalmus magnuspinnatus, 2508 nucleotides. It is a transcript of the gene wasf2, whose product is annotated as WASP family member 2. The coding region runs from base 149 to 1594 and encodes 481 amino acids. NCBI's taxonomy places the organism in Eukaryota, Metazoa, Chordata, Actinopteri, Gobiiformes, Gobiidae. The transcript has 9 exons. The record is from RefSeq and is a predicted model, not a curated record. Gene Ontology annotation, molecular function: actin binding; protein kinase A regulatory subunit binding; Arp2/3 complex binding. Gene Ontology annotation, biological process: actin cytoskeleton organization; positive regulation of Arp2/3 complex-mediated actin nucleation. Gene Ontology annotation, cellular component: cytoskeleton.